Messenger RNA from Vitrella brassicaformis, 1535 nucleotides. The record is from the annotation of a GenBank genome assembly. NCBI's taxonomy places the organism in Eukaryota, Vitrellaceae.
ACGGUUGCUGCAUCAUCCCUUUCUCAUCUGAGAUCUUCCUUUAUCGCCUCUCGUCAACACAAUGGCAUCAUCAACGUCAGUGAUCUGCGGCACGGCUGCCCUCCUCCUGCUUCUGUCUGCCUGCCUGUGCGAGGCCUUCACCCUGCCAUCCCGCGGCAGCCCUCUCCGCGGCGCCCCAGGCAGGCCAGCCCUGACGAGGAGGGAGGUGGUGUACCAGUACGACAUGGCCUACCUCGCCACUGUGGCGCAGCGGCAGCCCGUGACGGGCUUCUACUACUUCCCCGAGUGCAAGUUCUGCCAGAAGGUCUUCGACUGGGCCAAGGAGAAGGGCGUGGACCUCGAGGCCAAGGGCGUCCAGCUCAAAAACAUCAAGGACGCUUCGGGCGACCCCACUGAGUUCAGCCUCGAGCUGCUCGCAAAGGCAGUCGGCAACAAACAGGUAUGUGCGGUGCAUGCGAUGCGAUGCGAUGCGUCCGUGGGAGGGUAGAUGGCUGAUCGAUGGUAUUGCCUGCCGGUUUGUCUGUGUGCGUGGCGUGGCGUGGCGUGGCAGGUUCCUGCCCUGGAAAUAGGCGGCCAGCACAUAAUGAAGGAGUCGGGGGACAUUAUCGCUCUCCUCUCAAAGCUCUGGUUCGACGAAGAGGUGAGCCGAGCCCGCGACCAAAAGCGAGUGCAGUGCAUCACACAUGUCACACGCGCCAACUAUCGUCAAUCGUCUGUUCUUCGUUUGCUCGAUCUCUCCUCCUUGUGCCCGCCAGGUGCAACGGCAGCUCAACAGCGGUCCAGGCAUCAAGGUCGAGUCCUACAUGGAGAUCGCUGACCUUCUCGACUGAUCCAACCGCCGCCGACCCACACCACACCCAGCUGUUCUCAUGCUUUUCUCGACUGCGUGGUCUGAUCUGCCAAUCCAAUGAAUGCCAGUUGUUGAUUUUUCUGCCGACGAUAGAGAGGGGGGCGUGUUGAUCUGCCGGCGACAGAGAGGGGCGAAUUGCAUCUUCGGAUGGGUGUGUGUGUGCGGGACUGCUUUGUAGAGUACCUACCUUACUUUGGGGAGAGCGAUCGCGUUCGUGUGUGUGUGUGUGUGUCCCGUUUUGCAAUGGAUUCAGCGCGGAUCGAGCGGAUCGGGCCGGGCAGGGUGGCUUGUAAGGUUUUUCGGUGUGUGGUGGGUACAUGCCGUGGGGUGCACUUCUUGUUCAUCAUUGAGAAGAAACGGUCGAGUCCUGUAAUGCGCUUUUCGUCGCGUUGAUAACUUGAGCAACUGGAACGCUUUCCCUCUCCCUGUCGGCACAGCGAGGGGCGGAGCGUUGCAGUCGCGAGGACCAAUCAGCGGGCGAGGAAAAGGGCACGGUGCAGGCACUAAGAGAUCACUGACUGCAUGGCUGCGAUGAGGGUGAGAGCGGCGGGUUGGCUGACUGUCUGUCUCUCCAAAUGGAGAUGACUACAUAGCUUGGAUGAUGGAUGGACCCUGCGGCAUGUGUGUGCAUUCGUGCUGAUACAUACCGUCUCGUGAGCGAGUUUUUCACUCAAAUAUCAUUCCU